AUGUCAAGUGCGGGACGGCGCAUGGCGAGCGUGUAUAAGUUUCCAUGGCAUGGCCCCUUGCCCCUCCAGCCCCCGUCUCAUGCGAUAUCAUCCUGGGACAUUCUGACUGCUCAGAAUCGUGAUCUUCCCUCCCCCGUUCCCGGGCACCGGCGGGCGGUGGGGAGAUGGGAAGGAAGGGGGAAGGAAGGGGGAGGGGGAGGGGAGUGGAGGGGUGAGAAGAGAGACGACAAGGCGGAGCCUGUUAUCUUUGUCUUUCUCACUAUUCAGGGUCCUUGCCAAGGAGACGCAUUCGUCCUUGUCCACCGCCGUCAUUGUCCCUCUUCUGGCCAGUGGCAAUGGGAGCUGAUGGGUGGUCUGAUCCUGCAUUUGCAACCGAGGAGCGGGGGCGUGGCUGGCGAUACCGGGGGCCCUCCUGGACAUCCCUCCCGGGUCUCCUCCCGCGUUACCUACUACGUAGCGGAUGGUGCGUCCAACAACAGACCUAAUCACGCACACCCCGGGAUGUCUUUGGGGGCGCUGGCGCCUGCCUUUUCAUCUUGUCUUGGGCUGAGUUGGGAUGCCGCCGUUGGAAAGAGGGCCGCAACAGGGCAGUCGGUGUAUGUUCUCUGGUGUCAGGGGAGCGAAGCGGGAUGGGAUGCGGGCAACGGUUUUUUGUGGGACGGACGAAUCGACGUCAUUGUUACCUUCGCCGUCAUCGUGUGGUUCCUUCCUUUGCGGCUGGUGUCUGUCGUUGGUGUCGUCGUCAUGGACCUGCUGUUGGUGCUGCCCUUGUUGGUACCGACCUUCUGCUGUAGCGCCAUCUGGUGA
Messenger RNA from Ilyonectria robusta, 807 nucleotides. RefSeq lists its product as uncharacterized. The transcript has 4 exons. Bases 1 to 807 code for a protein of 268 amino acids. Lineage: Eukaryota; Fungi; Ascomycota; Sordariomycetes; Hypocreales; Nectriaceae. The record is from RefSeq and is a predicted model, not a curated record.